This is a messenger RNA of Poecilia latipinna (sailfin molly), 3503 nucleotides long. It is a transcript of the gene fibina, whose product is annotated as fin bud initiation factor a. The record is from RefSeq and is a predicted model, not a curated record. Lineage: Eukaryota; Metazoa; Chordata; Actinopteri; Cyprinodontiformes; Poeciliidae. The transcript has a single exon. Bases 2512 to 3162 code for a protein of 216 amino acids.
UUUAUGACAAUGAAUCAUGUUUUUAAAUGUUAAUAAAGAGUAAUUGAAAGACAGCUUUAAAGAAUACAGAUAAAUCUUUGUAGCAACAAUGCUCCGACCCAGAAGUGAGUUGAUCUUAAGUACUUCAGGCUGCUCCGCGUUGCAAACAAACACCGUUCUGCAGUGGAAAUAUUUGGUAUAUUUCCAUUUCAGGAAACAUUGCUUGUCAUCUGCAAAUGCACAUUCAGUUCAAACCACAGAAAGAGAGAAAAGCAUAAAGAUUUUCCCAGAAUGAAUUCUGUCUCUGCAUCAUUAUAGCUCAGUUAAGAUCCACAGUGACAAAAUGGAAAACCACUCUGAAGCCUAAUUGUUGAAAAUUGGUCUUGUUUUUGGAAACUGUGAAUCCUGUGUCCUCCAGGUAUCUUGGCUUCCCAAAUACUUAAAUAGUGUGUUUUAUUCAAAUUGACACAAUGGUGAAAACCUCCUUGUUUAACUCCUUUAUGUGUCACUGAACAGUUGCACUUUUUAUGUACACCACACUCAUAAAAGUCGUCUGUAGCCAGUUGCUUCCUUAAUCAGAGAUGUAUGUGCUCUUCACGCGCAAAAAAAAAAUACUUCUUCGGUUUUUCUUUGUUGUUUUGCUUUUUAUCACAUUUUCAAAUGAGGAUUUCAUCUAUUUAUGGAGAAAAUCUAACAAAAAACAUCUAGUAAUGUCAGAUUUUGUGAUCGAGAAGGAAAUAAAUCCAGAAAGGAAUAUUAAAGUUACUUGAAGAGGGUUGAAAUCCAUUUAUAAUAAGACUUAGAAAAGAUAAUGAUGACAGAAGAAAAGGACAAACAGCCCGGAGGACUGCAGAAAAUAAAACAGGAUGGAAAGGAGGAAAUUAAACUAACUGGCUUUCGAAGUGGGAAAGUGGAUAAAGGACAAGGUUUGACAAACUGGUGAAACUGGGAAAGAACCUUAACACAUAAAUAAAACACUUAAAUACAGAUGGAGAGGAUGUCACUAAUCAAACUCUAAACAGUAACACCAAAAUAGGAAUCAAAAACAGUACUCAGAAAACACAACAAGAGCAAAGAAUCUCAACACAAAGGAAUGAACACUGUAUGGAACAAUGUAGGUGACAAAAAUCAACAAAACUAGUCCAGUUCACAACUGAAAACACAAACAUUAAGAGAUCAUGACAGGCUCUAUGAAAAUAUAACUACCUCCUUGUUAAAUGCCAAAUUAUCUCUGAUUACCAUAUUUUAUUCAAUUUCAUUAAUCACACUGGUGCAGAGUUGUCAAAUAAAUUUAUAAUUCAGUUCAUUUAUGACUGUGUUUUCAAAAAGGAAACAGUUUAAGUCAUUUAAGUUCUGGUCAUCGCUGGUUUUAUAUCGGAUCGGAUCGGUAUUGGCCGAUACCAAACCUCAGAUAUCUGCAUCGGUAUCCAUAGUGAAAAAAGUGGAUCAGUGCAUCCUUAUCAGAGACAUUAGAGUGUGUGUGGCAAAAAAAAGCACAAAAUAAUCUUGGGGGGGGGAGUAAAAACUUUUUAACAACAUCAUACUUUAACAAAAUACUGUAUUUCUCUUAAUCCAUUGAUUAUAACCUCUUGUAUGUGAAGGAUUGCAGGGGAGCUGGCAUCUGCCUCCAGUAGCAGCGGUGGACAGUACGUUUACUUGAAGAUUGCACUUAAGUACAUUUUUUGAGUAUCUUUACUUUACUUGAGUAUUUAUUUUGGGGAAGCUUACAACUUUCACUCCACUCCAUUUCAAAAACAAAUAUAUUACUGUCAACUCCACUACGUUUCCAGGAAGCUUGUCGUUACUUGUUCCUUUUUGCUCAGCGUAGCUUUAGUCCGCUGUUGCUGUUUUCUUUCCUGAAAUGCAAUUAGCCACAUGCUGUGCUCCUCGCAGUCACCGCUCACACCUGGGAUUGGGGCGAGAGGGGGACAUUUUCAAUAAAAAGAAAAGAUAAAAAUGGCUUUUUGCUGCAGUUUUUAUCCUGAAGUCUGUACAGUUGUAUUCUUUUUGUCGAAACAUCAUCUGGUGGUUUCAGGAAGUUACAGCGUUCUGUAGAAGCACUCAGAAAACAACACAGCAAUGUAUUAAUAUUAGAAAAUAUAAUUUGAACCGUUGAAUACUUGAGUAUUUCUAAAUGAAUGCACUUUUGAGUAUUUUAGUAUUUUUAAAAGUUUGAUUAGAGUAAACUUUUGACUUGUAGCUGAGUAAGAUUUGACCAUAUCAAUACUUUUACUCAAGUACUAGAGUAGAGUUGUCCACCUCAGUCCAUCGCUGGGUUAGAGGCUGGACAGAUUGUCAGUCUGUCUAUGUACUUCCAUAAAAUAUUUGAGAAAAACAAACGGAGAAGAAGUCUCUGUUCUGAUAUAUGAGACAUUAAAAGGAAAAUAUGCGUGUGCGUGAAUUAGAGGCCACCGGGGCCACCGGGGCCCCUCUCACUGAAAGAGGCAGUCUGUCUCUUUCCUGUGAAGUGGGACUGACUGUGUAACUUGAGUCGGGAUAAAAACUGUGCUCCGGAUCCGGCUGCCCGUCCAGAUGCACAGAGACGGAAGGUGCAGGAUGGAUCCCGUCCCGCUGCUGCUCGUCCUGCUCGCAUCGUGGCCCCUGUCCUCGGCGGUCUACGAGGGGCCCCUCCAGCCGGAGAUCUCCAACGGCACCUUCCACCACUUCUUCGUCCCGGACGGGGAUUAUGAGGAGACGGUCGACCCGGAGCACUGCCAGAUGCUGUUCAAGUUCUCCGACGUGGUUCCGUGCGCGGCCGCGGAGGAGAGCGACGCCGCGGUGCGCGACGACUUCAUCAUCACCAAGCUGCAGGCGGAGGACGCGGCGCGGCUGCUGGAGGGCAUCGGCCGCGCCGUGGCGCACGACCUGGACGGAGAGGACAGCUACGGGAAGUUCCUCCUGAAGGAGAUCUCCCAGAUCGGCGAGGCCUUCUCCAGCGUGGACAAGUCGCUGGUGGAGCUGGAGGUGAAGUUCAAGCAAAGUCAAGAGACUGAGCUGAGGGAGGAAGAGCAGCUGAACGGCUACGUGGUGAAGCAAGUGAGCGACAUCAGAGGCGCUCUGAGGGAAACCACCGACAUCUCUCAGGGACUCAGAGACAGACAUGAGCUGCUGUCUCUCAUCAUCCGCAGCCAUGGCACCAGACUGAGCCGCCUGAAGACCGAGUUCCUCAAUGUGGGCUCAUGAAUGUGUUUGGGAGACAGUGAGUAAUAUAAAAGAGCCACCCAGUUCAUCAAGCAACUUUAAAGUGUACUGUGGUUUGUGAAUAUGCCUCUGAAGUAUUUCACCCUGACCUUUUGGGUGUUCUCGUUCCGCUGAGCUAUGCGGGGAGCUGGAACAAAAAUAUCAACACAUUCCUGUCAGACAGGAGUGGGAAAAAAGCAACGAGUGGAUGAAUUAUGGCUGUGCCACCACUACUAGACGGGGUUUGUUCGGUCAGAAUGAUUAAACUUAAUGUUCUCAGAUGUCAGUCUGUAUUAUUUGAACGUUAUUGAUAGUUCAUUGAAUAAAUAUAUAUUUCAUAACAA